Molecule: messenger RNA, 684 nt
Organism: Penicillium soppii
Lineage: Eukaryota; Fungi; Ascomycota; Eurotiomycetes; Eurotiales; Aspergillaceae
Product: WW domain protein
Exons: 2
Coding region: 1-684 (227 amino acids)
Molecular function (GO): protein binding
Source: RefSeq, a predicted model, not a curated record
AUGUCGUACGCACCACCUUACGGCGAUCCUUACGCCCGCCCUCCCUCAGAUCGUCCUCCCUACGAUCGUCCUCCAUAUGAUCCUUAUGGCCGCCCUCCCGCGGAUCCAUAUGCUCGACCUCCCUCAGACCGUCCCUAUGAGCAGCCACCCUACGAUGGCGGCCGCCCACAAUAUGAUCGCAGCCCAUACAGCGCACCCCCUCCCCAGUCCCGUCCCCCACCGGGUCCACCACCUCCCCUACCUCAGGGUUGGGUCCAGGAAUGGGAACCUUCUGCCCGCCGCGCUUUCUGGGUAGAGCCAUCCACCGGCCGCUCUCAAUGGGAGCAACCUUCCUACCAGCCUGCCUACUCUGGCUACGACGAUGGAUCGCGCAGCGUCCCUCCUGCUGGCCCGCCCCCGGGCGCUUACUAUGCGCCUCCUGCGGGCCCUCCUCCGGUUUCUUACGACAGCCGCCCCAACUACUACGAGCCCCAGGGGGAGGCCCCUGAGAAGAAGAGCAGCAAUGCUGGCAAAUACCUCGCUGCUGGUGCUGCUGGUUUGGCCGUUGGUGGUCUUGCCGGUGCUCUCAUUGAACACGAGCGCGAUGAGGACUCUGAUCGGUCAGACCGGGAGGAAGCAUAUGAGGAUGGUCGUCGUGAUGAGGCAUACGAGGAGGGUAGCGAUGGCGGUGGUUUCUUUGACUGA